AUGGCCCAAGGUAGAUGUCACCCCACUCAUGCCACCAGUGUCCCAAAAGCUUCUAGGAAGACCCAAGAAGAUGUGGAGGCCGAGCGGCGGCGCCAGGCGGUUACUAGCCCCGGUUUUAGUUUUUCAGCCGCCGGGCUUCUGUUUCCGUACCAUCUUGGGGUAGCUCGGCUUCUCAUUGAGAAGGGUUAUAUCAAGGAGACAACACCACUGGCUGGUUCUUCUGCUGGUGCUAUUGUGUGUGCGGUGAUUGCAUCUGGGGCUAGCAUGGACGAUGCACUUAAAGCUACCAAGAUGUUGGCUGAAGAUUGUAGGCUUCGUGGGACUGCAUUUCGCCUUGGGGCUGUGCUUCGAGAUAUUCUGGAGCAGUUUUUGCCCGAUGAUGCUCAUAUGAAGUCCAACGGUAGAGUUCGUGUUGCUGUAACCCAGAUCUUAUGGAGACCGAGGGGUUUACUUGUUGAUAAAUUCGACUCUAAAGAUGAUUUGAUCAAUGCAGUGAUCACGUCUUCUUUUAUUCCAGGAUAUCUUGCUCCAAGGCCAGCAACAAUGUUUCGGAAUCGGUUAUGCGUAGAUGGAGGUUUGACUUUGUUCAUGCCGCCAACUUCUGCUGCUCGAACGGUAUGUUCAGUUGUUUGCAUCUCGUAA
Messenger RNA from Striga hermonthica, 642 nucleotides. The record is from the annotation of a GenBank genome assembly. NCBI's taxonomy places the organism in Eukaryota, Viridiplantae, Streptophyta, Magnoliopsida, Lamiales, Orobanchaceae.